This is a messenger RNA of Patiria miniata (bat star), 953 nucleotides long. RefSeq lists its product as uncharacterized. Bases 27 to 953 code for a protein of 308 amino acids. The record is from RefSeq and is a predicted model, not a curated record. The transcript is spliced from 3 exons. NCBI's taxonomy places the organism in Eukaryota, Metazoa, Echinodermata, Asteroidea, Valvatida, Asterinidae.
UUAAAUAAACCGAUAUCAAAGAGAAAAUGCUACUUUUGCUGCUUCUCCUCCCGAUGUCUGGCCUGGUGACCGAGGCUUUAUUUGGGUCUCACUGCCAAGAUAGGCAAUUGAAACCGUGCACCAGGGGUUGCUCGUGGGGUCAGGAGCGUCACUUCAACGGCGUAGCGAACCGCGUCCUGCCCGGUCACGGCUACUGCAACCUGACGGUAGCUUCGCCGGUCCUGUGCGGCAGGGAGUGUCUUAUCGAUGAUCGCUGCUUCUCUUUCCACUACUCGAAGGGGGAGAGGCGGUGUGAGUUGAACGGGGCUACAGCGUCGCGAUACCCGAUGGCUAUGAUUGAGAGAGCUGGUACCGACUACUUCGGUCUGGAGCAGCCGAGUUUUGCUGAGCUGCUAACAAAUGGAAGAGAAGUUCCAAUAAGCCUGACUGACUGUUGGUACCACACUCACGCAUCAGCCGCCUCCGAGUGUCGUAGGACCGGCCAACACCUCUGCAUACAGUGGGAACUUGACCACGCCUCCAAGGAGGGCUACCCUGCCACACCUCCCUCAUGGUACGCUGAUCCUGACAGCCAGGCCGUGCUGACCGAGACCGGAGUGACCUACCAGGACCUGCCGCUGACCGCCCCGUCUCCCGGCUUGUGCUGCUCCCUUCCGAUGACCUACCGAGACCCAGUCAUCACUCCGCAGAGCUACGAGCUCGCCGACCGUGCUGGGCAGGCCAGUGGUUGUUCCGACCUGGCAGCUCAUCCCUGCACCCUUGCCGAGCUGAAGGAGGCUUAUGAUCGAGGUUACAAAUCGGGUUUUUGGCUGUAUUUCGCGAUACCCAACCGUGAUGCUUCAGUUGCUAGAUGCACUGCUCAUUAUGGCAACGAGUGUUACCAAGAUACCAUAGCAAACACACCAAGACCAUACCCGCGUGCGCGAGUGUACUGCUGCCCAAACCGUGUUUAA